AUUCAGGCUUAAAUCUCGGACCUGUCUGACAGCAGCGCUGUGUGUUGAGCUCCAACUGCGUCGCCGGACCGACACUGUUACUUCUUUCUCCGCUUGCUUUCAAGGUCUUGCAACAUGUCCAUCAUCAAGAUCCACGCCAGAGAAAUCUUUGAUUCUCGUGGAAACCCCACGGUGGAGGUUGACCUGUACACCGAUAAAGGUUUGUUUAGGGCUGCUGUACCGAGCGGUGCAUCAACUGGAAUCUAUGAAGCCUUGGAGCUCAGAGACAAUGACAAGUCUCGUUACCUUGGGAAAGGAGUCACUCAGGCUGUAGAACACAUUAAUUCAACAAUUGCACCUGCACUUGUUGAUCAGGAUAUCUCUGUGGUUGAGCAGGAGAAAAUUGACCAGAUGAUGAUUGACAUGGAUGGCACAGAGAAUAAGUCCCAAUUUGGAGCAAAUGCCAUCCUGGGUGUGUCUCUGGCUGUGUGCAAAGCUGGUGCUGCAGAGAAAGGAGUUCCCUUGUAUCGCCAUAUCGCUGAUCUGGCAGGAAACCCAGAGGUCAUCUUGCCUGUACCGGCGUUCAACGUGAUUAAUGGUGGCUCUCAUGCAGGCAACAAACUUGCUAUGCAGGAGUUCAUGAUCCUGCCCAUUGGUGCCAGCACUUUCAAAGAAGCCAUGCGUAUUGGAGCCGAGGUCUACCACAAUCUCAAAAACGUUAUCAAGAAGAAAUAUGGACAGGAUGCUACUAAUGUGGGGGAUGAAGGUGGCUUUGCUCCAAACAUACUGGAAAAUCAGGAGGCUCUAGAGUUAGUGAAGGAUGCCAUCGCCAACGCGGGAUACACAGACGAGGUUGUGAUCGGCAUGGAUGUGGCAGCAUCCGAGUUCUACAGGGAUGGAAAAUACGACUUGGACUUCAAGUCGCCUGACGACCCAAGCCGUUACAUCACCCCUGACGAACUGGCUGAUCUCUACAAGAGCUUUGUGCAGGAUUAUCCAGUGGUUUCCAUUGAGGAUCCCUUUGACCAGGACGAUUGGGAAGCUUGGUCUAACUUCACUGACAGCACUGACAUCCAGGUUGUUGGAGACGAUCUGACGGUGACCAAUCCUACUCGCAUCUGCAAGGCUGUGGAGGAGAAGGCCUGCAACUGCCUCCUGCUUAAAGUUAACCAGAUUGGCACAGUUACCGAGUCAAUGAAAGCGUGUAAGAUGGCCCAGGAGAGUGGCUGGGGCGUGAUGGUUAGUCAUCGCUCUGGUGAAACUGAAGACACCUUCAUUGCAGAUCUGGUGGUCGGGUUAUGCACCGGACAGAUAAAGACGGGGGCCCCCUGCCGCUCUGAGCGCUUGGCCAAGUACAAUCAGAUACUCAGAAUUGAAGAGGAGUUGGGAGAUAAAGCUGUGUUUGCUGGGAGAAACUUCAGGAAACCUGUUAUAGAGUGAAGUAGUGAGGCUGGUGGAUUCAGACACACAAAUGUGUGAAAACGCAUCAGUGCAAUAAUGAUUAAUGUAGUGUAGCACAAGUGUUAACUUAUUAAGACAGCAUACCGUCAGGACUGCAACUGUCUCUUCUCUCACUGAAUUCUCUGUAUUUUUAUAGAUAGAUAGUUUAUAGAAUAAAUUAAAAGAUUUAAAAAUGACACUUAAAUUGUUUUCAGAACAGCUUGACUUUGAACAACAAAAAAAAGGAUAAUAAAGUUUUGUUGGUGAUUAAAAUA
Cololabis saira (Pacific saury) is the source of this 1694-nucleotide messenger RNA. It is a transcript of the gene eno1b, whose product is annotated as enolase 1b, (alpha). Bases 115 to 1419 code for a protein of 434 amino acids. Gene Ontology annotation, molecular function: phosphopyruvate hydratase activity; magnesium ion binding. The record is from RefSeq and is a predicted model, not a curated record. Gene Ontology annotation, cellular component: phosphopyruvate hydratase complex. The transcript is spliced from 12 exons. NCBI's taxonomy places the organism in Eukaryota, Metazoa, Chordata, Actinopteri, Beloniformes, Belonidae. Gene Ontology annotation, biological process: glycolytic process.